GUAAGCAUACAUGGCUGUUCACGAAGUCCGUAACCUGUCAAUCGCAUUAAAAGUUAUUAUUUAACAACUAUGUGGUGAAUAGAAGGAAAACGAAUUUGUACAAUAUUCAGAACUUAACCUUUCCUUUACGUAACUACCACGUACUUUGUCGCACACACACACAUACACGAAAAUGCAUUGGUCAAGCGUUGUUUUCCCGUGAUACAUAACCUCAAAGUAAAAACAUUGAGACCACAGAGGAGGCAAAAGUUUGUUGCUUGACAGAAUGGCAGACGUACGCGAUAUAUUAGAUAUCGAAGUGCCGACUACCAGCGAGCUCACGAAGGAAUCGAUUAUAGGCAGCGAUAAAAAGAAUCGAAAAAAAUAUGAGUACAAAGUACCGAAGAGGCCAGAAGGCAUGCACCGUGAAGUGUUUGCAUUGUUGUGCAAGGACAACAACGAUGUACCACCGUUGUUCCCGACGGAUACGGCUAAAGGGUACAAGCAGGUACGAGCCAAGCUUGGUAUGAAAAAGGUUAGGCCGUGGAAAUGGGCAUCGUUCACUAAUCCUGCUAGAACGGACGGCGCGUUCUUUCAUCAUUGGAGACGAGUCGCAGACGCAGGGAAGGAAUAUCCAUUCGCCAAAUUCAAUAAAAAGGUUCCCAUUCCUACGUAUACAAACGCCGAAUACGUUCAGCAUUUGGUUACGAACGGCUGGACCAGAGCAGAGACCGAUCAUCUCUUCGAUCUGUGUAGGAGAUUCGAUCUGAGGUUUAUUAUUAUCAAGGAUAGAUGGGAUAGAACAAAGUUCCCUGCAAGGACCGUGGAGGAUUUAAAAGAAAGGUAUUACCAAGUGUGCGCCGCUUUAACAAAGGCAAAGUCUCACUCUGAUAAGGUUUAUAUAUUUGAUGCAGAACACGAAAAACGUAGGAAAGAGCAAUUAAAGAAGUUGUUCGAAAGAACGCCGGAGCAAGUAGAGGAAGAACAAAUGCUACUGACAGAGUUAAGAAAAAUUGAACAGAGGAAGAAGGAGAGAGACAGGAAGACGCAAGACUUGCAAAAAUUGAUAACAGCGGCCGAUCAUCAAGCAGACCCAAGAAAGAACGAAAGAAAACCGACGAAGAAGAGUGGAGCUGCUGCUAGAAAUAGACCGAAUAAAACGGAUACUUCUCAUGUAAGGAAUUUCUAUAUAAUAAUAUCAGCCGGAAUUAAGUUUCCAGAUUUUAAAAAUAGCGGCGUUUCUCUACGUUCUCAGAGAAUAAAGUUGCCGAGUAGUUUAGGUCAAAAGAAAAUGAAGGGUAUCGAGCAAAUGCUCAAUGAACUUCGUCUAGAAUUGAACCCACCACCCACCGAGCAGAUAUGCCAGCAAUUCAACGAACUAAGAAGCGAUAUCGUUUUACACUACGAACUGAGAAGCGCACUGUCGACGUGCGACUACGAGUUGCAAUCGCUGAGGCAUCAAUACGAAGCUUUGGCUCCUGGAAAGACGUUAACGAUACCGGCCGCGCUGUUGCCGAAAACCGAACCCGAGGUCAAAGCUGAUAUAAUAGACGUGGUGGGUUCACCGAGCAUGCCGACCAUAACUCACUGAUCAACGGAACAAAUAUAGUUCCGUACCGGUUGUAAAUAAUUUCCAGAACGUUGGCACGACGCUUCGCUCGCCUGUACAAUUAUUUUUUUUUUUUUACCUUGUACGGGACAAUAAAAAUAAU
This is a messenger RNA of Colletes gigas, 1691 nucleotides long. RefSeq names its product DNA methyltransferase 1-associated protein 1 (gene DMAP1). The transcript is spliced from 5 exons. The coding region runs from base 266 to 1570 and encodes 434 amino acids. The record is from RefSeq and is a predicted model, not a curated record. Gene Ontology annotation, molecular function: transcription corepressor activity. Lineage: Eukaryota; Metazoa; Arthropoda; Insecta; Hymenoptera; Colletidae. Gene Ontology annotation, biological process: negative regulation of transcription by RNA polymerase II; chromatin remodeling; DNA repair. Gene Ontology annotation, cellular component: Swr1 complex; NuA4 histone acetyltransferase complex; nucleus.